Suillus clintonianus is the source of this 1832-nucleotide messenger RNA. RefSeq lists its product as uncharacterized. Bases 210 to 1625 code for a protein of 471 amino acids. The transcript has 8 exons. NCBI's taxonomy places the organism in Eukaryota, Fungi, Basidiomycota, Agaricomycetes, Boletales, Suillaceae. The record is from RefSeq and is a predicted model, not a curated record.
CUCAGGAACACGCUGCUGCGGUAUUAAAUAAGACCAUUUGGCCGUGAAACGACACAUCAAGGCUGGUCCCAUCCCUGUGUCCGUCUGGUACUGACUGCGGCGAAUUUGAGUAAUCGUGGCCACGUUUUAGUAUUUCUUUUCUUUCUUCCUAUAUUACAUUCGACUUCUUCGCCCUUCGACUUCACUGACUACGUCAGGACCCCCUUUUAAUGGCUCCAAGCACUCUGUGGACCAGAUUCAGGAGUUUUCGUCGCAUUGUUCUCGCUCUUGCCGCAAUUCUUUCCUUAGCAUGGUCCGUCAUCAUUGCCGUGUAUAUCGCCAACAACUUUUCAAGCUACAAUUCCGGCCAGCGCGGAUUUCUCUUCGGUCUCCUUGCUCUUGAUUUCGUUGGUUCGAUUUUGUUGUAUCUCAUGAUUGUCGUACAAUAUCAAUUUUGGCCCGAUGCUGCACGAGCCAUCGUACUUUUGGGUCUUUACGCUGCCGGUGCCGUAGUCUUCAUGAUUCUCAGCCCCAAAUUUCCCUGCAGCGCAUUCGGUUCGACUGCGAAUUGCCAUAUUAUGACAAUGGUGGUCCUCAUAGGAACUUAUGCUAUCUCCGCACUGAUGCUUAUUUAUGCCAUCUGCCUCCCCGUCAUGGCUUUUGUCCCUCGUACACCCAGCUCAACUCAAGCUGAUGAUCUGGAGAAUCGGCCUAAUAUUGCGGAGGUCAAUGACGAUCUGCGCAAAUCUCAUGCGUCGUCUGCGUCUCACGCGUGGCUCUUGAAAAACCAAGAGGGGAUGUCUCCUGAUCACUCUGCGUCGGAGCUCCCGUUUCCCCCCGAAAUGCCUGCUGCUCGCAGACUCCGUAGCAAUGCCUCGUCAUUGUCCUCGUUGCAAAUGGCACAACAAGCAACGGGUGAUGAACGCAUUGAACUGGAACCGCCGAGAGUCACUUCAGUCUACUCUGACGCAUCUUCUCCGUCUAGUAUUGCGAAAACCAUCCGUGCUCCAGACGACGCCGAUAGAAGUCUGAACGCAUACGGCCCAUCAUCUCCGGGACAAUACCUACGUCACCAGAAUUCAAUUCAGUCGUCCUCUUUGCCCAACCGCUUCGUCGGCGAGGCUGUAGAUGGCAAUCGUGAUUCAGUGGCCAGCAGCUUCUACGGAUCGACUUAUGAAUUCCCCACGGUUUCCGAACCACUCGCCGAGGUACCUCAUCGAACCAUGAGUGUGAUCACCGGAAGUUCGGCAUCAGUGUAUUCCCAAAGCACUAUAACUGGUCGUGCCAACACCACACCAGUCCCCAAUGCAACUGAUCAGCAGAGCAAUCUACUUGCAUCAUCGUCGAUGUCGCGCGCCCCUCACCUGUCUGUACAUUCGAUGAUGGCCAGCGUCCAUGAUCAUGCGGAGGAUCUAUCUGCAGCAGGAUCAAAUCCAACCACAUUCGAGUUUCACCAUUCUGAUGUCCCCAGAAGAGAUUCUAAAGACAAGUUAUCAGAUUUUCCUCGGGACGUAGUGCGAGAUCCUGUUCAACUGCCCACGCCAGUUCGACCUGGAUUGCAACAUGUUCGCACUGAUUCUACGAAUUCUAAUGUCAAUCUGAACGACUGGAGGAGACUCGUGCUUAGUGCUGCUGGACGAGAAUGAUGAUGAUCUUGGACCUGGACUUUCACAUACAGUUAUCUAAAAGCACGAUUGGCAUUUUAUGGUCUGCCUAUAUGACCUGGUUAUAGCGUUUAGCGCUGUCUGGACUUGAGGUCCAUACUCACAACGUACUCAUCUGUACUAACUUUCCUUAUGAGGAUGACGUCACAUUACUUACCUGUAGUACUUGGUUGAUCCUUACUUGUGGAC